Molecule: messenger RNA, 3259 nt
Organism: Epinephelus fuscoguttatus (brown-marbled grouper)
Lineage: Eukaryota; Metazoa; Chordata; Actinopteri; Perciformes; Serranidae
Gene: kcnj1b
Product: potassium inwardly rectifying channel subfamily J member 1b
Exons: 2
Coding region: 1102-2274 (390 amino acids)
Biological process (GO): regulation of monoatomic ion transmembrane transport; potassium ion import across plasma membrane
Cellular component (GO): plasma membrane
Molecular function (GO): ATP-activated inward rectifier potassium channel activity
Source: RefSeq, a predicted model, not a curated record
CAACUCAACCCCCCCCAUACAACGACCACUUUAUGUGUGGAUUAAACAAACAACAACAUGUUAAUCAGUGAGCUUUAGAGAGAUGCUGUAGGCAGAUUUCGUGACCUUUGGACAUAGCUAAGCUAACUGUUUACCCACAUUUCCAGUGUUAGUGCUAAGCUAAGCUAACUAGGUGCUGGUGCUGGCUUUUGGCAAGAAAGCAGAUGAGCUUAUUGCACAAAAUGUGUAACUUUUCCUUUAAUAUCUUUAUGUCAAGCUCUGUACACAGCCGGUGCUUCAAACACUUGCGUAUUCUGACCUUGUUGUGGCAGAGAGUUAGUACAGUAGCUUUUAAAAGUCUUGCAGGGUCUCUGCAGUUGAAUCAAUACACUGCCUGCAUCUUCAUCAAUCUCCUGCUUCCUUCAUUUACAUGCAGUUAGUGGCAUCUGUAUCCAUCACUGAAGGGCAUCUUAUCAAUUCAAGCUCUCUCUCAUAUCAUAACAGCUAAAGGAAAUGUGCUCCACAAAUAUGAAAAUGCUCCUUCUGCAGCCAAGAGAAUAUUGCAAAGACAUUUUGUCCCCGCAGCUCUUCAUUUUGAUGCAAAUGUGAGGCAGCCCUGCAGGUUCGAACGGAGGGGGGAAGGGGGACUGGGGGAGACACAACUGAGGGAUUUCUUUGUGAGGCCAAACUCAAAUCCCAAAUGUUCUCAGGGCUGAAAACAAAAACAGCAUGGGUGCUGCACCGGCCACGUUGGCCCCUUCAAUAGAUGCACCUUCUGGCACACAAAAGCACUGAGGGCUCCCUCGCCUCACCGUGCCUCCUGGACAUUCCCCCUCCUCGUGUUGGUGAGAGUACACUGACAACAACUUCAGCCAUCAUGGAUCCAGUGCUGAUGAAGUCACUGGUUGCAUUAUAAGACUUCUCGGUGACUGAGUGAUGAAGGGAAUCGCCCUGAAGUGACGCCCAGUGGGAGCUCUCUGGCUGGCUCCUGCGUCUGUAUGAAGCCAGUGUACAUGGUGGCAUGUGGCUGGGAUUAGGAAAUUUCACUGUGGAUUAAAAUCUUUCCAGCGCCUCCAUGGCCACUCGCUAAAAGAAAGGAGUUGAGCGGAGCACUCUGGGCCCAUGGUCUCUCUGAGCAGCUCCAGGAUGUUCCAGGUGCUCCAGGGUCACAUGCAGCCAGCUGGACACCGAAGCCGCAAAUCUCGCCUGGUCACCAAAGACGGGCACUGCAACAUUGAGUUUGGUAACAUUGAAUACAGCAACCACUUUGCAUACCUGGUGGACUUCUGGAACACGUUUGUGGAGAUCCGCUGGCGCUUUGUCCUCCUCCUGUUUGUGGCUUCGUUCACAGGUAGCUGGUUCAUUUUCAGCCUGCUGUGGUACUGGAUCGCAAAGAGCAACGGGGAUCUGACAGGGCAGAACCGCACAGAUGGACAUGUUCAGUGUAUAGACAAUGUUAACGGACUCACAACGGCAUUCCUCUACUCCCUGGAGACCCAGACCACCAUUGGGUACGGAGGCAGGGCGCUGACUGGACACUGUGCCGGCACUGUGGCUCUAAUUAUCAUCCAGUCACUAAUUGGUGUCUUCAUCAAUUGUUUCAUGUGUGGCGUCAUCUUGGCCAAGAUCUCCUUACCUAAAAAAAGGGCAAAGACUGUCACCUUCAGCGACACAGCUGUCAUCUGCUUGAAGAAAGGAAGUCUGUGUCUCCUGAUCAGAGUGGCCAACCUUCGAAAGACCUUAUUAAUCGGCAGCCAGAUCUAUGGCAAGCUGCUGAAGACAACAACCACACCAGACGGAGACACCAUCAUUCUGGACCAGGUGGACAUUGACUUUACGGUCGAUGCCGGAAAGGAUAACUUGUUUUUUGUUUGCCCUUUGACCCUCUACCACGUGAUUAACAGAUCUAGCCCGUUCUAUGAGAUGUCAGCAGACUCUCUUCCCCACCAGGACUUUGAGUUGGUGGUCUUUUUGGACGGGACGGCCGAGUCCACCAGCUCCUCCUGUCAGGUCCGAACCUCCUACAUCCCACAGGAGAUUCAGUGGGGAUACAGUUUCCUGCCCAUCAUCUCCCGCACUAAGACGGGGAGGUACCGUGUGGAUUUCUCAAACUUUUCCAAAAGUGUCCGGGUCACUACACCACACUGCGUCCACUGCUUCGAGACGGACGCCGAUCAGAGAAACCACAACAGCCACAAUCAAGAAAACCACAACAACCAGCAGAAGAUGGGGAUCGACAACUUGGGGUUUCAGGUGAUCGACAUUCACGACUCUGUGGACAUCACUAAAAUGUGAGCAGUUAGGAGUUGGGUAAUAAAGCGUGAAAAGUCACUUACUUUCAAGCAAAGUUAGACUUUCUUGUUGAGGAGUGAUCAGUGAAGAAAUAUUUGCUUCCUCCACUGAACAUUUGAAUUAAUCUUUGACUUUUUUUUUGCCUCUAACAGCAGAAACAUUCAAAGUGUGGAUAAAAAUUCAGACAUGAGCAAGAGUUAAGCUCUUUGCUCAGCAGCUCAUUACAAUCAAAGCACCUUUGGGACUUGUGACUUUGUCUAGGUAAUGUGUGGACGAGGGGAAAAAGAGGGAUUGAAGUUUUGACGCAUGGAAAAUGAAAGGGGUAAAAUACUGGAUGGCACAGUGGGUACUUCUUGAGGAGAUUAGGGCCUGAGCCUGUUAUAAUGAAAAACUGUGUGCCAUAAAGACUGUGCAAGGAAAUAAAAAGUAGGACAGGCCUUGCGAGUUUUCUCAUUAUUCCUACUAAAAGACAAACUGUAUGUUGUUUCCUGUCAUGUUGAAACAUCUUGUAUGCCUUGAUAAUUAGGAAUCUGUGGACAUAGCUGCUAAACGAGAUGAUUUAAUUGUGACCAGUCUACAUUUUGUAGAUCAUACUGUCUUAACACUGAAACAACUUCUCAGGGAAAGUAACAUCCUUUGUAGGAAUAAACCUUUUUUUCACAAUUCAUUGACUUCUUGUUCAUUCUUAAUUUCUUUCUGCCAUUUUCCGCAUUGAAUUUUCAAGAAUAUCAGAAUUAUGACUGACAGUGGUUAAAUAUGAUAGUACAUUUUCUCAAGUGCUGAACUUGAGUACAAAUUUGAGGUACUCUUGAGUGUGGUAUUUCAACCCAGUUGCCAGAAUAUAUGUUGGUAUUGUACAUUUCUGCAAUGUACCACUGAGCGCCACAGGAAAUCAUUCCUGCCUGUGGCCAUCAAACUGUACAACUCCUCCCUCUGAGUGGCCCUGAGACUUUUUCACACACUGCAAUAAUUUAAUUUAACUUGUGCA